AUGUAUCUUGAUAAGCUUCCUAGCUGGGUAAUAUCUAUGAAAUUAUUCGACGGCUAUCUCUAUUGGGAUUUUCUCAAGUUUAACCGCAAAUGCUUGCUAAUACAAUAUAUCAGGACUCAAUGUCCAACAUGGGAAGGACCCCAGAAAGCAUUAGGACGUAAAUUUGAAAUUAAAGACAUUAAUUCGCUUAAGCUUCCCGAUUUUCUAUAUUUUAACAAAUUUGUUAAACUAAAUGAUGAGGAUCUCACAUUUAUUGCGAAAUGCAUUAUCAGGCAAUUCAUUCAUGAUAUUGACAGGCGAUAUGGUCUAAUUCCUAGUUCUUUUGUCGUUAUAUAUGGAUAUCUGUUUGGAGGUAUCAUAUAUAGAUACGCAAAAUAUCAUGAUGCAGGUGAUGAUGUGAUUAAAUAUAUCGAAACAUUUGCAAAAUGUUUCCGUGAUGAAGUUGAAAAAAUUUUGGUUUGCAAAUUUGGCCAACCAGGCAUUUACUUCAACUACAGAGAUGGUACUCAUAACAAAACACCAUGUCGACCAGAUUUUCCACCAUUAACAAUUAUUAAUGAAGAUCCUGAGUUUAAAUAA
Trichomonas vaginalis G3 is the source of this 579-nucleotide messenger RNA. RefSeq lists its product as uncharacterized. NCBI's taxonomy places the organism in Eukaryota, Parabasalia, Trichomonadida, Trichomonadidae. The coding region runs from base 1 to 579 and encodes 192 amino acids. The record is from RefSeq and is a predicted model, not a curated record. The transcript has a single exon.